Molecule: messenger RNA, 1929 nt
Organism: Manis javanica (Malayan pangolin)
Lineage: Eukaryota; Metazoa; Chordata; Mammalia; Pholidota; Manidae
Source: RefSeq, a predicted model, not a curated record
AUGGUAGCCGUGCAGCAGGCAGAGGGUAUCCAGAGCCCUUCAGAAGAGGAAAGCAGUGGAUUGAGCAUCUCACGGGGCAGACUGACUUGGCAGGAGAUUGAGAGAAUAAUCAGAGUCUGGAAUCCAUACCUGCCUAGAAAACCAAUAGGUCUGCUGAAAAGCCACACUGCGCCUGUGAUCUACAUCCAUGUGUCUGCUGAGGACAGCACAUAUUCCAUGUCCACCGACAACACUAUUAAGAUCUGGGAUCUGGAGAACGACACCUGCUUGUUCACCGCCUCCUCCAAAGCCAGCGGGAUUAAGGGUGAGCUUGCGGCCUGCCUCUAUCUCCCGGGGCCCAGAGCCCUGUGUGUGGCCGCCGACGCCGUUGCCCUCCUGCACCUGAGACUGAGAUCUCCCCCAGAGCCUCGCCAGGCAGUUUCCCACAGGGAGCCCGUGGUCUGCUGCCGGUACAAUCCGGCCUUCAGGCAGGUAGUCAGCUUCUCCGAGGCAUCCGUGGUGAAAGUAUGGGACUCUGAAACAGGAAGAUCGUUGUCUGAAUUUAUUGGGGCUCAUGGCGAGGCUGGAAUCACCUGUCUGACCUUUGACUCCAGUGGAAGAAGGCUCUUCACAGGGGGCAGAGACAGCUGUCUGAAAAUUUGGAGCUAUAACAAUGGGCAUUGUCUGCACACACUGAAACAUGAUGAAAACCAAAGUGAAGCCUGUGAUUGUACCUGCUUGGAGGUGAACCAACACAAGUGUAUCAUAGCCGUUGGAUGGGACAGAAGAAUUAACUUGUAUUUUGACGUACCGUCCGACAUCCAUCACUUCUGGAAGCCACAGCCGCACUGGCAGGAUGACCUGGACCACGGACACAAGGAGGACAUCCUCUGUGUGGCUCAAUGCCCACCCUCUCUUCUUGCCACCUCCAGUUACGACGGGGAGAUUAUCGUUUGGAAUGUCAUCUCAGGCCACAUGUACUGCAAGCUGAAUACCCCCAGCCCCCAGGAUGGCCCAGAAGGCAGAGGGGGCCCAAACCGGAGCGUUUCCUGCCUCACCUUCCUGAAGACGCGGGCAGCCAAGUUCAAAUUGGCUGCUGCUUCUCUGAUGGCCAAUGGGCCCCAAGGCGCUGUCACCUUCUGGAGGCUGUUCGGAGGGGCCUGUCCCAUUGCAAACUUCACUCCUUCCAGAGACAAGGCCCAGAUCAGCAGAAUCACAGUGACAGCAGAAGACACCUUUGCCUACAUAGCUGACCAGGAAGGCUUUGUGCAUGUCUAUGACAUCAAGAAAUAUGGCCUGCAGGAACCUGAGAUGCAGCCUCCCAAGAAUGUGACCUUCUGGAGGGCCCAUGUCAGCCUGGUGACAUCUUUAGAGUUGAUAGAAGAAAAAUAUCUGCUGUCAUCCUCUGUCGACCGCACUGUGCGCCUGUGGAGCACGGAUGGCGAGUACGUUGGGACGUUUGGGCAGAGUAGCCGCUGGGAUAUUUUCACUCCUGCCUCCUGGAGCCACCCCAGAGUGCCCUGUGAGAUCCUGACAGAUCCCCAGAGCACGCCCGCUCACCCCAGGCUGGAAGGAGAUCUUCCCACCACACGUACAGGGGAGGAGGGGCAAGACACCAGGGUCCAGGGAAAGGCCGCUGCUAAGCCCGAAAAGACCUCUAAGCCUUGCUCUCCAGAAGGCUCCAGCCUUGAAGUCGAAACAAAAGAGGACAUAAGUCGAUGGUAUGCAUUUUGCGAUGGCUGCCUGUUGUCUGCAUGAAGCAGGCCCCCUAGGAGGGCCCCGGAGCUGGUCUAGCCCACCAUCUACCAGACCCUCUGGUGCCACGACAUCGCCUGCAUGUCAGCUUGGGGGAAGAAGCCAGAUUUAUCCAUUCUUGGCUCCAAUUUGUUUAAUUUAAACUUUCUGACUCAGGAGAAAGCAGGAAAUGAAGCUGCCCAUGAAGAGCCCUGA